Molecule: messenger RNA, 2637 nt
Organism: Moneuplotes crassus
Lineage: Eukaryota; Ciliophora; Spirotrichea; Euplotida; Euplotidae
Source: the annotation of a GenBank genome assembly
AAUAUGAGCAAAAAUAUUUUACCGAAGGCAAAUCUCAGAUGCAGACGGACUAGAAAUAACUAUUUGACAGAAGCAAGAGAAAGAGUGCUAAAAUCAGUCCCGGUGAAUAGGUCAUUUCUGGACAGAGGUUUCAGGUCCGGAGGCGUUUGAAGGAAAAGAAAAAUCCUAUCAAACAUGCGCUCAAGAAUUAGACCGAUAAGGGUGUCCAGAGAUCCAAGCACAGAAAGAAAUAUAUCUCCUUGGAAAUGGAAGGAGUCCAGAGCAAAUAAAAUACAGAUGAUAAACCAUACAAUCGAAAAAGCGAAGAUAGAUCACUGGAAAACUCAAUUAACAGAUGUGAAACUCCAACAUAUUGAUUGAUUUUCUGAAAGAGAAACCAACCUGAGUGUCAUUAAUUAUAAUGUUAACAAAAGGAUAUCAGAAACCGCAAUGAAACUUGAGAAUUCUUCAGAUUCUUCUUCAGAUUGCCCAGUAAAUUCAAAGAAAAACAGCAAGUUUUCUGUAACUCAAACCCGAAGGAAAAAGCCAGUUAAGAAAAACAUCAGUGAAGUACCUAGUGUUUUUACAAACAUGGAUAUGAGCACAAAUGUUAACACAAACAUGAACAAUUUUGAUAAGAAGAUUCAUGUUCCUUCUGAUAAACCGAAUGUGGUUAAAGCUCUGAACCUAGCAAAGAGGAGGUGUAAAUAUAAAUGAGCGAAGUUGAAGAUUGGGAGUAUUAAAAACUUUUCUCCAAAUUCCCAACAGUCCAUAAACCACAUGAUACAAGAUGUAUUGUCAAGGACUAACAUAAAACCAAAAGCACAAAAUAAUCCUCUGAAAAUUGAGACUUAUGAGAAGAUCAGUCUAAGAAAAGAUAAGAAAGCAUGGAGUACCUACCGUAAUAUGAAGAAAAAGACCACUUAUCCUGUUAAAGAAAGUACUAUUCCUUAUGAAAUCCUCUUCAAUCCAGAUAUUGAUGAAGUGAGAAAUGAGGAAAUGAUACAAAAUCAAAAAGUUAAACCGAUCACAUUCCAUAUCGAGGAAACUGAUGGAGGCAAGAAUGUUAAGUAUGAAGUUGAGGGAGGAGGAAAGAUAUUUGAAACAAUGGUAGUUAGACAAAAUGAAGAAGUCUUCUUCAAUUUUCUCAAUGAUUUCAGUAGUAAUAAAUCCCAACUAAAGAAAAUGAAAACAAGGAUUGAACAACUUCAGAGAAGAGGCACUAAAAAGAUGAAUACUUUCAGAUCAGGAUUGAGACAUAUAUCUCCUGUGAAACAAUUCUCUGGUCUUCUGCCACCUUCAGCCUCAAGUGUUAGCCCACAUAAACAUAGAAUUUCUCAUUUCCAGCAUUCAUCAAGAGUAAUCCAACCUAUCCCAAAACUGAAAACCUUUGCCUCAAGACAAUCAGUUGGCUCAAGGGAGAGCCAGGAUUAUUCUUUUUCUCCGAUAAAAGUAACUGCUCCAAAAUUAUCUGAUACAGAGAAAGAACCUGAAAAACCAAAAGGAGGAUUAAAGAAAAAGCUCUCUCGAUCUUUCAGAGGCUCAAGAAAUUUUGAAGACUCCUCUGUUUCAAGCAAUAGAGACUCUCUUUCAUGAAGAUCUUCUAUAAUAUCACUGAAGAUAACUCACUGAGAAGCAAAGGAAGAACCUCCAGUGAGUAUGGGAAGGUCGAAGGAUUUAGAAAUAGUUGAUGAGUCAGAGCCAAGCUCAGAAUCAAGUUCAAGUUCAGGAUCUGAUUCAGAGAAUCUUCAUAUUGGUGUUUCCAGUAAAAAUCAUAACCUCACGGUGAAACCAAACAAGCAUCCUAGGAAGUCACAAUCUAAAAAGGUGAGUCUAGUCGGGCUUUUAAGGAACGGCAUUCAGAGAUCUGCUUCUCCUUGUCAGAAGGAAGUCCCUUUAAAGAAAAGUUCUUGACUUGUAAAGUCAACUCGUAAAGUCCCUCAAAGACUCAGUGCACAGAAGAAAAGAAGUAUUUUCAUGAACAAAAUGAGGAGUGUUGGGAUGUCAAAAAUCCAGGAAGGUGUUAAAUUAGAGAAGAAGGGUUCUGAAUUUACUAUCAAGAAGGGAAACCAAAAUAAGUUUAGAGUGCAAAUUCCCAAAAACAUAAUGUUUAAAAAAUACCAGAGUAUUAUCCAAGAGAUGGGUAAUGGCAAGCAGUCAAGAAUGAGUACGAUCAGAGAUCAUAGCGUUACUUCUGAAGAGGAUGACAUAGUCUCUGCUAUAAAUCAAGCACAAGACCCUAAAACUGGCAUGUUCUUUUUCGAUAUCGAAAAUCCUAAUAAGAUUAUUCAAAGAGUUCUCCAGCCUAAGAAAGAAAAGAAGAAAGUAUUGAAAAAGAAUAUAAUCGAUCAAAGCUUGAAGCCUAAGUAUGGUGCAAAAUGGUACAUAACCCCCAAAAAUUGGAACAAAACCUACAAAGACGAACUUAGUAAAAAGGAUAAGACUGAAGAAGUAGAAAAGAAAGAGAAAUUGAAGACAAACUCAACUCUCCAUAAAUUAAUUGAGACUCAUAAGUUAUCUACCAAGAAAAAGUCUCAGCUCAAGAAAAAAUCAGAAGGAAGUUUCUCUGAUGCUUCUGAUUUUGAAACUAACUCCAAAGAUUCUAUUGAGAAUUUCGAAGAUCAGAUGAUGAAGGUUAUAGAUAAAGAAAAAUAAUAC